AUAGCCUCAUUCGCCCAUUACAGACCCCAAUUGUCGUCACGAUGGCCGGAGACUCAGCACCAAGGGAAGCGACCCGCGAGGAGAUGCGGGAGGCGAAGCUCCCCCUCCCCUACCGCGACAGCUGCGCCGGCCUCCUCAUCCCUCUCAACCGCUGCCGUGUCGAUACUUGGUACCUCCCGUGGAAGUGCAAUGACGAGCGCCACAGCUACGAGAAAUGCCAGUACGAUGAGUUCAAGAAGCGUGUCGCCAAGAUGAACGAGCUGCGCGCGGAGAAGGGAACGAGAAGCAACUAGACCUGUGGCAGGCGGGACGAGACGAACGAAACAAGUCUGGGACGGCGAGCGUCUGUGUACAUAACCUGUUAUUUGAGAACCAGGUGGGCCAGAAAAGGGCAGCAUGGGGUUGAUCUUGCCACGAGGGUCUUAGAUCGAGCCGAAUUCACGUCUUUUCGCGAUUCCAAAAUGGCCUGAUGAUGAGUAUAUUCGAGGGACGAAUUUGACAAGGAAUGCUUCCCCUGCGAAGAGGAUGUAUCGCGAGAGACCGAGAUCUUGAAGCACGGAAGUGAGAGAGACGACUGUGGCCAUGCGCUCUCGCAGCGGGAGAUUAACGAGACCAAGCUACAGUAUGUGGGCAUGCAGGUUAUUAUCCGAAGACAAUGCCAAAACUUGGCCAUUCAAACCCAGAUGGCCGGUCAACAUUAACGACAAUG
This is a messenger RNA of Colletotrichum godetiae, 709 nucleotides long. RefSeq names its product NADH-ubiquinone oxidoreductase B18 subunit. NCBI's taxonomy places the organism in Eukaryota, Fungi, Ascomycota, Sordariomycetes, Glomerellales, Glomerellaceae. The record is from RefSeq and is a predicted model, not a curated record. The transcript has 3 exons. Bases 42 to 293 code for a protein of 83 amino acids. Gene Ontology annotation, cellular component: mitochondrion.